This is a messenger RNA of Olea europaea var. sylvestris, 545 nucleotides long. Its product is annotated as vesicle-associated membrane protein 714-like. Lineage: Eukaryota; Viridiplantae; Streptophyta; Magnoliopsida; Lamiales; Oleaceae. The coding region runs from base 1 to 333 and encodes 110 amino acids. The record is from RefSeq and is a predicted model, not a curated record. The transcript has 2 exons. Gene Ontology annotation, biological process: vesicle-mediated transport. Gene Ontology annotation, cellular component: membrane.
AUGCGAUUCAUGAAAAACUAUGGAAGAGUGGCUCCUUAUGCUCCUGCCUACGCUAUGAAUGAUGAAUUCUCAAGGGUCUUGCAUCAGCAAAUGGAGUUUUUCUCCAGUAAUCCUAGUGCAGACACACUCAACCGUGUCCGAGGAGAAGUUAGUGAGGUACGCACAAUAAUGGUGGAUAACAUUGACAAGAUACUAGAAAGAGGUGACCGGAUUGAGCUUCUUGUUGACAAAACAGCGACCAUGCAAGAUAGUGCAUUUCACUUCAAGAAACAGUCAAAGCGCCUUCGUCGAGCUCUGUGGAUGAAAAAUGCCAAACUCUUGUACGUAUUUUAAUAACCAUCUAUUUUUGUUAAACCUCAUAUAAGAGCUCAAUAAUGGUCUAUAAAGACUAUAAAGUUCGUGAAAGCAAGAAUGCAAAUGGCAGAGCUGUAUUGAUCUAUGCACUGUGAAAGUGUGUGUAGCUUUGAGCAUGUCUUUGUAAUCUUGUGUUUUGGAGAUUUUAAUUCUGCAAGCUUUAUUGACUAGCUGUAAGGGUUUACAUUUCA